Peniophora sp. CBMAI 1063 is the source of this 1107-nucleotide messenger RNA. NCBI's taxonomy places the organism in Eukaryota, Fungi, Basidiomycota, Agaricomycetes, Russulales, Peniophoraceae. The record is from the annotation of a GenBank genome assembly.
AUGGCACACGGCCCCCCUCCUGGUAUCCAUGACCCAGCCGGCCUAGCGAUCGCGCUUUCGGCAAUGGGGCUCGGCGAUCGCAGGUAUAUCGAGAACCAAGCUAAUCAACAUUCCUAUGUCUACGGAAACUUCGACAAGCCCCUCGAAUUCAGCCAUGAUUGGCCAGCAGCGUCUGUAGUAAGCCAGGGAGAGCGUGGCGGCUGGGCGAGGGCCAUCCGUCGCAGACAUACGGCCGCCAUCCCGAGGCCGGCGUCAUACGAUGCCAGACGCUCUCCUCUGGCCGCACCGUCAACGCCAUCGUCCACCAGCGAUCGCGCUUCUUCGAGAACCACAGAAUACUUUACCGCCUCCUCCUCGACAGCCUCGCGGAGUUCCUCAGCCCCCAGUUCAGCUAGCGCAACUCCCAACGAGCUUAGGAGAUACAUUCGCCAACGAACACCGGUUGAGUUCGAUUGGAUGCUCCGUCAUGAGCCUGCUGCCAUGAUUGCCUGCAUGGUCCGUGCAGAGCUUCAUUCCUGGCAUGGUCGUUGGUUUGUGGUGCGAGCCGGAUGCCCACCCGGCGUCACUAAUAGCAUUGCCAAACUUCACGAGAUGGCGGGAGGUGUCUUCGUUGAUGGUCUCGCCGAAGUCUACUAUGCGGGCGAGCAGCUCACUGCGUACGACAUGUUUUGCGUGGAUGCAAUCCAGGAUAAGCUCAAAGGUCUCUCGAGGGGUCCCGGCGAUAAUGUACCCUUGGAGCACAAGUAUGCAGCCGUGGAGAAGGCCCGCGAAUUUGCUCGCCGGUGGCCGUGGCUCCCUCGCUAUGUAGCUCACUGCGAGAGUACGAAGAUAUGGCUUUCGCCCCCCGUGAACGCAGGGGACAUCAUCAUUGAGGCAAUAGCUGACGACGGUUGGGAAGAGCGGAUCGCGACACAUCCUCUCAGACAGCGGAUUCCUGGCCGCGACGAUGUCCAUCAAAGUCCUGGCGAGCACCGUUGCCCUGCACCACCACCGUCCUCCAUUUCAACCGGGACCCGCCUCGGUUUUGACGGCUCUCCUACAUUCUCAAACAGGAAGCACUACGUCGUCUUCGUCGGGAGAACGGUCGGUGUAUUCGCUACCGAGUGA